ACACCACUAGAAUUCUUGAACGCAACAGAGCGAGGAAGUACGAAGUGAAUUUGAUUCCUGCGAUGUAAUUUCGUUUUGAAGUGCUGAAUUUUAUCGAGGCUUCCAGCUAGCAGGGCGGACAUCACACGAAGAGCAUCUCAGUACCGCGCGGCAAGACCACAUGACAAUCCGUUUACCGUUGCGCGGCUAACGGAACACCACCAGUCUUCAGCGUUACGUCAUCAUAAUCCACACUGACAAACCAGAGCUCCAACAUCAAACUGUGUCAUUUACAUACACAUAACUUAUAUCAGGAAUUUAAGGAAUAAUCAGAUCUUAAAAUAGUUUAAUUUCGAGAGGUGGAAUGAUGUUGGCACGAUCUGAAAAAUCACAGUUUGUGACGACGGAAUUGUUUCUUGUGUGUAUUGUGGUAUUAGUGUCGACUGAGCAGAGUGUAGGCCAAGACAGUAUUGCCACUACAACAACAACAGUGCCACCAGUAACUGCAGAGAAGGCAGUGAUGAAUACAACCAUACAACCUGUGGGCAUAAACAAUUUUGUGGCAUCAGGAAAUGGAUCUUCUGAAGGAAGAGGCGUUAGAAAAGGAAAGAAUCUACUCGAUUGGAUUGGCUUUGGUACUGGAAGUGACACAGAUCCAUACCUGGCAAGAGCAAAUUCUGCUUGUCUUAAUGGCGACUUGUCUGAAUGUUUCAAAUCUAGGGCUCUAGCCUCACUCGACGAGUUCUUUGACAAGGAUACAUACACAUUGACAGACAAUGCUCAAGUGAUCCGUAUGCCUGUCGUACACCUGAGGCAGCUCCAUCAAGAAACGUUCGAGUUUUCGUCCACUCCUCGGGCUGAAGAACCAGAAUGGGACCAAUUCGUGAAGUUUCUUCUACGGAAGGUGGAGAGAUUUGUUAAGUCCACGGCUAUAGAAGUACAAUUUCCAAACGAGGUCACCGAAGAAGGAAGGUAUUCUCCACGAUUUGUCGAUGAGAUUGCAACUGAAAUCGAUAUAAUAGAGGACAAGAAUGAAAGCCCCUUCUCUCGGACCAAGUUGAAGAAGCUGUUCAUUCCGCUGUUGAUCAUCCUGAAGUUGUUCAAACUGAAGCUUCUCCUGUUUCUACCUCUAAUUCUUGGACUCGCAUCCUUCAAGAAGCUGCUUGGAUUCUUGGCUCUCGUAAUUCCAGGACUCAUUGGGUUCUUCAAGCUUUGUAAGCCUGACUUACAUCAAAAUUAUGGAAGUUACGGCCACAGCAGUUUCUACCACCAGCCUCCGCAUCACAAGCACCAAUACUCACCAGCUGGCCUGGCAAGUGGACACCACUACUUCAGUGGGUCACCAGGCGGGCCGCCAUCUUACUACGGCAGUGCAUAUGGGAGGGACUCGGAGAGCCAGUCCUCAUCCUCACAGGACGAGGAAUAUGAUCCUUCUGGAGUGGUGUCGUCUCCUGUAGCCUUCAGAGACCAAAACAGCGCGCAAGAAUUUGCCUACAGGGGUUACAAGCAUUUCAAUAAAAGAUGAAGUGUAGCAGUAUAACUGCACACAAGUUACCUAAACUGCUGUCAGCUGUGUUCUUAAUUUAUUAUAAAUUAGUUUGGCAGAACACGAGACUUAUGUGGAGUAAAAAGGAACUCCAAGGAUUCGAAAUAACAUACAUUGGACUCCAUAGUCCUGUUUUAGAAACAGCGUUGUUAAAUAAGUUAGUAAUAAAUCAUAUUUGUUAUCUUUUCUGUUGAUUUGUUUCAAUAACCUGUUGAUACUAGUGUCCAAAAAUUGCAAGAUCUAAUAAUAUGUUAUUUCCCCGUGGACGGAAACUUAACGUGGUCAUUGUAACCCAUUUACUGUAUUUCUACGUUCAUAUCCUGUUUUCUCCUUAAACACCAUUUCCACAGAGCAGAGUUCUUCUUGAGAAGCUGACACUCAGCUGCUCAGAAGAUACUCCAUGAGCCAUCAUGAGCCAUACCAGUGUACACCUGCACAACCUAAUGAUGUAAGAUCCAUUUUAAUAAUAUCCUCCCAUCUACGCUUGUCGUCCAACCGGGUUUUAUGACAGCGUUAUCAUUAAUUUCUCAUUUUCUCCCAAGGAUCCAACAUUUUUGUUUGCAUAUUUAUUAUCUUUCGGUUACAGCAAACUAUCUUCUCUAGUAUUAUCAUCACUCUUAAUAAUAAAAACAAAUUAAGAUCAGAUAGAUAUACACAAUAAUAAGAAUGAACUUAAUGAAGGGAUAUAUUACGAUUUUAAUUGUACGAAAUGCAUAUUAAGGUCAUGACCAGAAUACUUCAACAUAAAACAUUGGCGGAAUAUACAUCACAUGGUAAAAAUAAAAAAAAAUAGGUUUAUGAAAAGACUUGUAUAUAUUAAUUAAAUAAAUAACUGCAAAAAUUUGCAAAGCGGUUGUCAGUUCAUUUUCUUUGUAAUGUUCCAAAAGGCGGGUGCCAGGAUGAAACAUUUAAACAGGCAAAGACUUCGUGUCCAUGGUAUCUAAGGCCAAUCCACCUUAUUACACACACCAAGUAACAUAUGUAGUCAAUAUACUGUCGUAAAAUACCUGCCCUUAUAUGAAUGAUGAUCUUAGAUUUUAAAGACCUUCAACUAAGAACUGUUUUUGUAACCACAUUCUCAUGUGGAAUUUAAUAAUCCAUGCUUGAAAUAAUUCUAACU
Zootermopsis nevadensis is the source of this 2645-nucleotide messenger RNA. It is a transcript of the gene Osi2, whose product is annotated as DUF1676 domain-containing protein Osi2. Gene Ontology annotation, cellular component: membrane. The record is from RefSeq and is a predicted model, not a curated record. Lineage: Eukaryota; Metazoa; Arthropoda; Insecta; Blattodea; Termopsidae.